AUGGCGCACGAAGCUAGCGGCUGGGCGCUCUGGGCGGCUGUCGGCCGUCGGCAACUCACCAAUAAUUACUCGGAAAGUUCAAGACGCCUGGCGCUGGCGGCCGGCUGCGACUGGGACACGAGCGAGAGCGCGUCGGCGCUGCUCAAGUGGCUGCGCGCCGCGCCGGCCGAGGCGCUGGUGGCGGCGGUGGACGCGGCCAAGACGAGCGAGGAGCGGCGCCGGGGCGUGCUGGCCACCUUCGUGCCGUGCGUGGAGCCCGCGGCGGCCAGCGACCCGUUCCUGCCCGACGAGCCCGACGCGCUGCUGGCCAACGGCGCCGCGCAGCGCGUGCCCAUCGUCUUCGGCCUCACGUCGCACGAGGGCAUCUUCCUGCUGCCCGGUGAGUAA
Gryllus bimaculatus (two-spotted cricket) is the source of this 387-nucleotide messenger RNA. NCBI's taxonomy places the organism in Eukaryota, Metazoa, Arthropoda, Insecta, Orthoptera, Gryllidae. The record is from the annotation of a GenBank genome assembly.